Molecule: messenger RNA, 648 nt
Organism: Microdochium trichocladiopsis
Lineage: Eukaryota; Fungi; Ascomycota; Sordariomycetes; Xylariales; Microdochiaceae
Exons: 3
Coding region: 1-648 (215 amino acids)
Source: RefSeq, a predicted model, not a curated record
AUGACUGCCUUGGCAAUGAACCUCCUGGCUCUUGCCACUCGCUCCCCAAAGAAGGGAGGCUUGCCCAGCCUUACCAGUGGUGAUGAUGAUGACGACUUCUUUAGUGAUGACGAUGAUAAUUACACCUACUAUGACUACAACGACUACGAAACCGGCGCCUAUGUAUCGGCUUGGUGGAUUAUUGCUAUAGUCGCUUCUCUCUCGAUUGUCUUUCUCAUCUUCUUCAUCUCGCUCAUCGUUUUCUGUGUCAAGGAGAACCGCCGCAAGCACAGAGGAGAGCAGUUCCGCGCCGGGCACGCUGUAUGGAAGGCAUUCUGCGUUGCUACCGGUCUCUGGUUCUGGAUCUGGGUCUUCAAGAAGUGCGGCUGCUGCGGCGCCGACCGCAGCAGCUACACAAAUGUCGAAGGUGGCCAGGCGCCGGCUCCCCACGGCGGCCGGUACGGAGGCGCAUCUGCUGCCAACACGGCGUACGCUCAGGGUGGUAUGUACGGACAGCCGGCCCCUGCCUCCGUCGGCAAGUUUGAACCUAUGGGAUACUCUGGAGCCGCGGGCACCUACCAGCAGCCUGCUCCUGCUCCUCAACAGCAGGGCUACACCAACACGCCGCCGGGCAUCGCGCAGCCUGUCCCUCAGCAGCCGUUUGUUUAG